Molecule: messenger RNA, 5227 nt
Organism: Culex pipiens pallens (northern house mosquito)
Lineage: Eukaryota; Metazoa; Arthropoda; Insecta; Diptera; Culicidae
Exons: 5
Coding region: 584-5227 (1547 amino acids)
Biological process (GO): DNA integration
Molecular function (GO): nucleic acid binding
Source: RefSeq, a predicted model, not a curated record
CGCAAAAUAACUUAAGAGUGUAAGAAACGUUGUAGCGUUCUAAAUUUGACAGCUAGUCUCUACAAUUUUCUUGUCGCCACUGGCGGAAGUAGUUAACGAAGAGGAGGAGAAGAAGAAAUACAAGUAAAAAGCUACUCGCGCGGUUAAGACGUGUUUUUUUAUUCCGCAAUAAAAUCUAGUUAGUAAUACAGUCCACGCGUUCCCUUUUCCACUGACCAAUCCGAAGAACAUUUGGUCCACGUCGAGCCGGAUGUGGGAUCAGUGGAAUUGAAGGACAGUUUCUCGGUUCGUGCGCGAGUCGGGAAAGAAUCGACGUGUUCCGCGACGGUUGCGACGGUCGUGGCGCGAGAUUCCGCUUGCACGCGCUGCAGCGGAUAGUGGUUCCGGAGACUGCGGUUACCGGACGGGAGUUUCUGCGCGGUCGAGUCCGACCGAAAGAAGAUUCCGGGUGCUUGCGAGUGCCGGAGAAGUGAAGGAAGAGCCGGAACUUGCGAGUUCCUGAAAAGUGGAAAGACCUCGCUGGAAGAUUCCGAUACGGAUUGAAGCGAGAAAAAAGUGAGAAAAAGAAGUGCGAUUUCGGGUGAUGUUUUUACGCUCUGGGCGCGUAAAGAAAGUGUUGUUCCCUUCGCCAUCGACGCCAUUUUCGACGCCAACGGGUGUGCUGAGUGCGCCGCUUAGUAUUUGUGAGCAGAAAGAAGCGGCGGAAAGAAGAAGAAGGGAGCGAGAAAUGGCCGAAAGCAUCGAUGCGUUGGACCAGUGCUGCCAGGCAGCCAAGGCAAAAGUGAGUCGUAUUCGGAAGGCGAUUUUGGAUGCAAAACAGGACCACAAAAAGUUUGCGUACAAUGCCCUCAAAUUGUAUGCGAAGCAAGUCGACGCGGCCUACGAUGAGUACAACAGCUUCACGAAUCGCAUCUACCUCGUCGAUCCAAAGAAGAAGCAAGAAUUUGAGCCGAAGUUCAUCGAAUUCGAGGAACUCUACGAGUUCGUCCGGAUCGCUCUGAGCGAGAUGAUGCAGCAGUACGAGGACGCCGAAAAGGCUGCGGCAGAGGUGGCUGCCUUUGAGAGGGAGAAACAACUGCUCGCGCUGAAGUUCCGCAACGAUACUGUCGCAGUUACUAACGUCCCAGCGAACCCUGUUCCGUACCAAAUUCCACCUUCGUUGCUGUUGCAGCAGACGCCUUUGCCGACCUUUGACGGUCGGUACGACCAGUGGCACAAGUUCAAAGCAAGGUUUUGCGACAUUGUGGAUCGGUGCACGACGGAUUCUCCAGCGACAAAACUCCAUUAUCUGGACAAGGCGUUGGUCGGAGAUGCACAGGGAGUGAUUGACGAGCAAACCCUCAACGACAAUAACUACGAGGGCGCCUGGAGAAUUCUAAUCGAGCGGUACGAGAACAUCCCAAUGGUGGUCCAUGGUCACGUCACGAAGCUUCUGAACCUGAAGCCGAUGGCUAGGGAGUCAUCGCUGGAACUACGGAGGCUGCUGGACGACUGCACGAAGCGUGUGGAAUCCCUAGAGUUCCACAAACUAAAGAUGGACAAGAUGGCUGAGGCCAUCGUGAUCACGCUGCUGACCUCGAAGCUGGACCCGAGUACCCGACGCAGCUGGGAGGCAUCGUGUGACUACGGAAAGCUUCCGGUGUUCAAGGACACGGUGGCAUUUUUGCGAAAGCACUCACACGUGUUGGAGCGGUGUGAGCAAAGCAGUACGGUGACAAAACCCAAAGUGGCGGCACUGAGGACCCAGACUCCAACCGUCACAAGUAAGGCGCACUCGGUGACGGUCUCGAAGACGAAUGAAGGUUGUGCCGUGUGCGGAGCUACUCACUCAGUCGAAGCUUGUGGCGCAUUCAAAAAGCUGAUCGUCGAAGAACGAUACUCGAAGGCAAAGCAGUUUGGAUUGUGCUUCCUAUGCCUGAAUCGUGGCCAUCGCACCAACACUUGCAAGAAGACCGAUCUGUGCACAGCUUGCAAGAAGAAGCACCACGCGCUGCUGCAUCCUGACGAGAAGAAACUCGAUACGCCCGAAGCAGGACGGCGAUCGGCGGAGGAGCAGGAGACGAGUUCCAGUUGCCCGAAACCACCGCUGACGGCGGCGAAGUGUUCGAUCCCGAACGAACGAACGAAGAGUCUGCAGACGAAGCAGGUGUUGCUGGCGACGGCAGUUGUGUUGGCGUACGACUCCAGUGGCGCCGCGCACAAGUGUCGAGUGCUACUCGACUCCGGAGCGAUGGCGAACUUCAUGUCAACACGGAUGGCGGAACUGCUGCGACUGCGAAAGGAGAGUGCUAACGUCCCGAUAGACGGAGUGAACGGGAUGAAGACCGUAGUGAAGUACAAAGUGAGUGCUAAAGUGGUAUCCAGAACAACCAGUUUCGAGACGACGUUGGAGUACUUGAUUGUCCCCCGAGUGACCGGCGCUUUACCAGCGAUGAAGAUCGAUCCGAAGGGCUGGCACAUUCCCGAGUCGAUGCUGCUGGCCGACCCCAAGUUCUACGAGCCAGCGCGGGUCGAUAUGCUCGUCGGCGCCGAGCUAUUUUUUGACGUGCUCCGAGAAGGUAAACUAAAACUGGCCCCCAAUCUACCUCUGCUUCAAGAAAGCCAACUCGGUUGGCUUGUCUCUGGACCUGUGGCCGAAACUGCGGAUAUCGGCACUGUAAAGGUGUGUCACAUUGGGGCACUGGACGAUCCUGAGGAGCAACUGACCGAACUGCUGCGGCGGUUCUGGACCAUCGACGAGCUCGGAGGUGACGCGUCACCUAAGCCUGAAGACACGUGUGAGUUGAACUUCCUGGAAACUCACCGCAGAACGAACGAUGGUCGCUACGUGGUGAAAUUGCCGUUCCGCGAGAACGUUGGGGAGCUCGGGGAAUCCCGAGAGCAAGCGAUGCGGCUACGUCGACUUCAUCAACGAAGCAGCACAGAUUUGUCGUUGAACGAUGUGAUGGAGAUCGGACCCACGGUGCAAGACUCGUUGUUCAACAUUCUCUUGAGAUUUCGCUUGCACAAGUUCGUGUUCACCGCCGAUGUCCCGAAAAUGUACCGGCAGGUAAUAGUCGACGAAGCUCACCGGAAGUAUCAACGGAUCCUGUGGAGGGACAACGCUGCAGCAGCACCCUUCUUGGCGACUCGAGCGAUUGUACAGCUGGCACGAGAUGAGCAGAAAGAUUUUCCGGUUGCGAGCAAGGUCGUCGAGGAGUGCUUCUACGUUGAUGAUGUGCUAACUGGGGCUGACUCACUUCCGGAAGCAAAGGAGCUUCAAAGAGAUUUGAUCGCGCUGUUAAAGAGAGGAGGGUUCCAGCUCCAUAAAUGGUGUGCUAACGACGAAUCGCUGCUUGAGGAUAUCCCAGUUGACGCUCAGGAGCAACAGUUCAACCUCGACGAUUGCAACGCCAGCGGCGUUGUAAAAACGCUCGGAAUCUUGUGGGAUCCAGUCGGAGAUGAGUUUAUGUACCACGUUCAACCCUUCAACGGCUGCUCUGAAGUUCCGACGAAGCAAAUGGUUUUGUCUGAAAUGUCAAAACUUUUCGAUCCUCACGGCCUGCUUGCACCAACCAUUCUGAUCGCGAAACUCCUGAUGCAGCAACUUUGGCAAGCGAAUGUGGGAUGGAAGGACCCGAUUCCGCAGGAGCAGCUUCGAACCUGGAACCGAUUUCGAUCUGAGCUAAGCUGCCUGAACUCGCUGCGGAUCAAUCGGCGAAUCACUGUUGACGAUGCGGUUGAUGUGGAGCUGCACGGGUACGCCGACGCGUCCAAGGUGGCGUACGGGUGCUCGAUAUACCUGAAAAGCUUCAAGCGAGACGGAACGACGGAGAUGCAGCUGAUUUGCGGAAAGUCGCGUGUCGCGCCAAUGAAGGAGCUGCAGCGGAACGAGAAGCAGGAUGCAACGCCUGACGAGCAGACGAUUCCGCGGCUUGAGCUGUGUGCUGCGUUGUUGCUAGCCGAAAUCCUUGAAAAAGUGCGCGAAACCUUAGCAAUACCUAUCGAAAAGGUUAAGCUCUGGUCCGACUCGAAGAUAGUGCUGUGUUGGUUGAAACGAAUGAAGCCUGGUACGCCAGUGUUCGUGCAAAAUCGUGUGAAGAAGAUCCUGAAGCUGUUUCCUGCUCACAUGUGGCACUACAUCUCGACGCUGCACAACCCUGCGGAUUUGGUGUCGCGUGGGGUCUUUCCGGCAGAAUUGAUCCACUGCGAUGGUUGGUGGUUCGGUCCCGUUGAGCACGCUGAACCGUGGCAGCAGAACUGCGAAGCGGAAUUGGAACCGGAAGAACACGGGGAACCUCUCCAGGUUGUCGCUGCAGUUCUACCCAACGAGCCGAAGAAACAGCUGGACCCAUACGACGUGAUUUUGGAACAAAGCGACUAUCGCAGACUGCAGCGUGUUUUUGCGCACUUGACUCGCUUCAUCUUCAACUGCCGAUCGAAGCAAAACAAGGUUGCGCGUAGAACGGGACGACUUGGCGGCCGAGACUUCGGCGAGGCGCAACGAGCAAUGGUGAGUGUUGUGCAGCAAUUUGUCUACAAGGAUGAGAUCGAUUGCAUUCAGAAGAACCGUGCCGUCAAGGGAAAGCUGCGAAACCUGAACCCGAUGUACGACAAAGACGACAAGCUGCUCCGGGUCGGCGGUCGUAUAAGAAAUUCGGAUCUGCCCAAAGACCAGAAACACCCAAUGAUCCUGCCGGAAAACAACCACUUCACGGAGAUCCUUAUCAAAGCUCUGCAUAAGGAACAUCUCCACGUUGGACUCAACGGACUGCUUGCGGUCAUCCGACGACGGUUCUGGCCAGUAAACGCUAAACGAACCAUCCACCGGGUCCUGAAAGGGUGCGUAGACUGCUUCCGGGUGAACCCAACGGACGUCCAGCAGUACAUGGGUGACCUGCCGAGCUGCCGAGUGACCGCUUCCCAACCGUUUGCCAGGACUGGAAUGGAUUACGCCGGACCGUUCUACGUCAAAGUGGGACGUAUGAGAUCGAAGGUGAAGGUGUACGUGUGUCUUUUUGUGUGCAUGGCAAUCAAGGCCGUACACCUAGAGUUGGUGGGCUCCCUGACGACGGAAGGAUUCCUGGCAGCUCUACAGCGAUUUGUGAACCGACGAGGGACGCCGUCCGAACUAUAUUCUGAUAACGGAACAAACUUUCGAGGAGGAAAUCGAGAGCUGUCAGAAUUAGUCGAGUUGCUGCGAUCCCAGAUUCUGCAGGAGAAGGAGGCAUUUGGGAAGCGAACGUGA